This is a messenger RNA of Adineta ricciae, 2169 nucleotides long. The record is from the annotation of a GenBank genome assembly. Lineage: Eukaryota; Metazoa; Rotifera; Eurotatoria; Adinetida; Adinetidae.
AUGUCAAGUCCAUCGAAACGCGUAGAAAUAGGUUUGAAACAACGCGAAGACGAAUAUACCCAAUAUAAACAAUACCAUGUACUUGUUGGUACCUUUAAUGUUAAUAAUCGCCAAGCUCCGCCCAAUAUUUUACUUAAACAGUGGUUCUCUCAAUUAACAGAUAAGGAUGAGAUAUGUGUGCCAGAUAUAAUCGCUGUUGGUUUUCAAGAAAUCGACACAAGCGGUGGAGCAUAUAUCUAUGAUGAUAAAAGAAAAGAAAACGAAUGGCAGGAUUUAGUUAAUAGGACGAUUCAAGCUUGCUAUGGAAAUAAUACAAAAGCGAAAGUGGAGUUUUUCUUACUUAAACAAGUUCGAUUGAUGGGUAUUCUGUUGUUUGUUUAUGUUCGUUCAAAUCAUAAAGAAAAAUGUACAUAUGUAUCUUCAGCAUCAGUUCCAACCGGCUUUUUCGGUAUUGCUGGCAACAAGGGUGGUGUUGGUGUUCGUUUUCUUUUCUAUGAAUCGAGUAUAUGUUUUAUUAAUUCUCAUUUUGCAUCGGGUGAUGGACAAACAACGAGACGUAAUAAUGAUUACCAAACCAUUGAAUCAACAAUGGCUUUCACAGAUGGUCCGACGUAUUCUUUGAAAGAUUAUAUUUGGUACACAUCCAGUACAUCUGCCGGUAAUCUUAAUCCCUCUUCGAAUAACACAACUUCUCAUCAAUGGUGGAAAAUCAAUGACCAUGAUAUCAUAUUUUGGUGUGGUGAUAUGAAUUAUCGUAUAUCGCAACCGAAUGAGCAGGUGCGUCAAGCCAUUAGUGAACGUUCUACAGUUCCGUUGCAAGAAAAGGAUCAAUUACGUUGUGAAAUGAAAUUGCAAAAUGUUUUCAUGGGAUAUUAUGAACCACCGAUUGAAUUCAUGCCAACAUAUAAAUUCGAUCCAAACACUGAAGUUUACGAUACCAGUGAAAAACUCCGCACACCCUCAUGGACUGAUCGAGUAUUGUACCGAUCGAAACGUUUGAAAGUGAAAAUGAAUAACGAAACCGAAGUUGACACGAUAAAAACUAUUGAAUAUUCUUCUGCAAAUGAAAUUCGGUUCAGCGAUCAUCGACCUGUUAGUGGUCUCUAUGCCGUCACCAUCAAGUACGCGUGUGAUGAAAAACGUUCAAAUCAAAUUCGAGAAGAAUUGAAUCGUAUGAGUGAUCGUUUCGAAAAUGAGGCCAUACCAACAAUUGACGUGCAUCCUCGACCACCGGAAAUCAAGUUCACCAAUGUUCGUUACUUAGAUAAACCAUCAUAUCCUUUAACAAUAAAAAACACCGGCGAAUGUGUCUGUUCUUGUACAAUUCAGCCUUCGUCUCUUUCACCGUCAUUUCAAUAUGUUAUAUGUUCACCAGCUCCACCUUAUGUCAUCGAUGUCAAAGGAGAACAACAUGUGAAUAUCAGUUUCAAUGCUCGACUUCGAAAGGAAUCCAUUAGUGAAAUUUUGAUUCUACAUGUUGAAAAUGGUGCUGAUAAAUUUAUUACAUUAGAUAUCACUUUCGAUAAUGGACCGUUUGGCUUAGCACUAAAUGAAUAUCCACCGACAUUCUACGACAAUGACACAAAAAAAUAUAUUUAUUCCAUUGAAAAACCAGCGACUUCUGAACAUAUCGUCGAAAUGAUUAAUGACCCACCUAUACUUUACAUUGCAUUGAUCGAAACAUUAAAAGAUCGUUCCGAUUUGAAUAUGUUACAAAUAUUCAGUAAUGAAACACAAGAUUCACUUGAUGUUAUACCAAUCCGUGAUCAAAUUUAUGAGCAUCAUUAUGAUUUUAGCAAGUAUUCUACCGCUGAAAUAUUUAUGAUCUUCGUUCAUCUUUUACAAUCUCUCAAAGAUCCGCUGAUAUCAUUUGAAAUUCAAGAUAAGAUUUUCUCGAACUCCGCUCAAUUGAACGACUCAUCACGAGCUGUUAGUAUUCUCGUUGAACAAUUGAAAGGGAAAGAACGAAAUUUAUUCUUUCGUCUACUUGUACUUUUGAAAAACUACUGGCCAACAAAAGAACAAAUCGAGAAAACCGAUGAUGAAGCAGGUGAUGCAUUCAAUAUGUGUAUUGAUAUUCUCGCGCUUUCAAUCUUUCAUGAGCACCUUGAUCGAACUCAACGACAUGCGUGUAUUUUAGCUUGUCUCAAUGAAGAGAAGAAACCUUAA